Molecule: messenger RNA, 1543 nt
Organism: Leguminivora glycinivorella
Lineage: Eukaryota; Metazoa; Arthropoda; Insecta; Lepidoptera; Tortricidae
Product: aquaporin-like
Exons: 6
Coding region: 84-893 (269 amino acids)
Biological process (GO): transmembrane transport
Cellular component (GO): plasma membrane
Molecular function (GO): water channel activity
Source: RefSeq, a predicted model, not a curated record
UACAAGUGUGUAGUGAGUGAUAGAUUAGUUUUGAUUUAAUCUAAAAAGUGAUAGUGGAAAAGGAACAGAAAGAGUCUGAAAUUAUGUCUCUGUCAUCACAGGAUGUCUCCGCACCGCGGCGCACAAAAAGCCGCUGGAGUUGCGGUCUCGACUACACAGCGCGAGGAGUUCUGCUAGCGGAAUGGGCGGGUACUGCGUUGCUUGUGCUCCUCAGCUGUUUGCCAGCGUGCGCCGGCGCACCGAUGUACGUGUGUGCAGCUGCUGCAGGUCUCGCUGUGGCACUAUUAGUCCAGUGCUUCGACCACAUCUCCGGUGCCAUGUUUAAUCCUACCGUCCUCCUAGCAGCGAUGCUAGCCCGGCGCGUGGCGCCCAGCCUAGGCGCUGGCAUGUUUGGCGCCCAACUACUGGGCGCCGCGACGGGCUCCGGUGUAUUACAUCUCCUGGCACCAGUGUCUAAUGCCACUGAUCUGUGUAUGACACUGCCUAUGGAUACCCUAUCGGUGUACAAGGCGGUGUGCAUCGAAGCUAUCCUAGGUGGGUUACUGGCGCUAGCAAACAUGGCAUCGUGGGACCCUCGGAAUAGACUGCUAGCAGACUCCUGGCCGCUACGAAUAGGUUUCAUCGUCGCCGGCCUUUCCAUAAUCGCGGGUCCUCUGACGGGUGCCAGCAUGAAUGCAGCUCGCAGCUUCGGGCCUGCUCUAUGGAGCGGCAACUGGAAGCACCAUUGGGUAUACUGGGUGGGUCCCCUAAGCGGUUCUAUCCUGUGCACGCUCAUCUACCGCCGAAUAUGGGCAGUGGACGGACUGCAGCCGGCGCGCGCGGCGCCCGACCUCACCGCAGCGUUGCCGCUUCCAGCGUUAGGGCGAGAGUCGAAGACGCAUUAUUCUGUUUGAAUCUUAAACAUAUAAGGUUUUUCAUAGUCGACAGUGCCGACAUCUAACGUCAAUUAACGGAAUUAAAAUUACUGCUACUUGUCAGUAGAUGUCGCAACGAAGGGAAAGUCUAAUGCUCAACGAUUUUUAGCUAAUAACUAGAUUAAUAGGUAUAAGGUUAGGUACCUUAGGUACUCCAUUUUUAAUUCGUUCAUAUACAAAACAACAUUAGAAUAAAAAUCACACUUAAUUUUUAACGGCUUUUCAGUUUGUCCACACCUGGCGUUAGUCUAAGGUAAGUUGGCAAAAAAAGGGUUUCACAAACAGCCUCGCCUGUGAAACUCUUUUUUAAACGUCAUCCUUCGAUGACGAAAUUAUGACGUUACCACGUUUACUUACACAGGCGGCGCUAACAAAAUCAUUACCAACUUAUUUUAGCCUGACUCUAGCAGACGUCUUAGCCAUCCCUAAAAACACUGAAGUCUACAGUUCAAUUCCUUCGAACGUUGAAAUAUAAAUGCUUCAAGCGCCAUCUCUCGACGAGUAGAAGUACAAGUAGAGUUAUAUUUUUUACUAGGUGGCGCUACUAAUGCAAUACUGGUAAAAUAUUUAUUUUUAUUAUAAAACAUGGAAUUUCUCAUUAAAGAAAAUUACUACUAAUAAAGAAAUAU